GGAUCUGUCAUUAGUUUGCUGACUGUUGUUUUUAUCUUUGAAUCUUUUUGAAAGGCCGUUUUAAUUUUUCUGUUUUCCUGUUUGCAAGGUUACGCGAACAACACGGUGCCGGUUCACCAACCGGGGAGAUCACUUGUUGAAAUGUUAACAGCCAAUACAAUGAGUAGUUUUGGAAAAGAUUCCUGACAGCUAAUCGCCCGCUGAUAUUAAAAAUCAGCAUUGGUUGUAACAAAAUGCAGACGACGGAUAUAGGCACCAAAGAAUGUGGGAAAAUCUGGUACCGAAAGCCAACGCCUUCACCAAGUGAUGGGGUCCUUAUCAGAGUGGUUCGCAGUGCAGCAGGAUACCAUUCCAAGACUGUUCGUUUUCUGCAGGCUGCCUUCGACACAACAGGGGAAGCGUUUUUAGCGGGAGACCACCAUGGAAAUACCUAUGUCUUUGAUAUCAGCAGAAACAGGUUCAGGCUUGUUCAGAAGACUGGGCAGGCUUGUACUGCUUUGGCCUUUAACCUACGCCGAAAGACAGAGUACUUGGUGGCUUUGGCCGACUACUCCAUCAAGUGCUUUGAUACAGACUCCAAGGAGCUGGUGAGCUGGAUGAGAGGUCACGAGUCUGCUGUCUCUUCAGUGUCUGUUCAUGGCUCGGGGAGGUAUGCCAUCACUACCUCUGCAGACACAGCUCAGCUCUGGGACCUGGACACAUUCCAGAGGAAGAGGAAACUUAACGUCCGGCAGUCUGUGGGAAUACAGAAGGUGUUCUUUUUGCCUCUGAGUAACACCAUCCUAAGCUGUUUUAAAGAUGACUCCAUCUUUGCUUGGGAAAGUGACACUCUGUACUGUAAAUAUCAGCUGCCAGUGCCAGAGGAGGGACCCAGGUUGCAUUAUAAGGCAUUUGCCGUCACAAGGGAUGGUCGCACACUGGUGGCUGGUGGGAAGUCCAACCUGCUUCACUUGUGGUGCUUAGAGAACAGGCAGCUUCUGAGAAUCAUUCAGAUGCCACCGAAAGUGAGAACUGUGCGGCACCUGGAGUUUUUACCCGACAGCUUUGAUGGGGGAUCAAGUCAAAUCCUGGGAGUUCUGAGUCAGGACGGAAUAAUGCGGUUUAUAAACGUUCAGACGUGCAAGCUGACCUUUGACAUUGGCAGUCAUGACGAUGGCAUCAGCUCAGCAGCUAUUAGCCCAAAUGGGCACCACAUCGUGGCAGUGAUGGAGAAUGGGAGCCUGAACAUAUAUAGUGUUGAGUCUCUGACCCAGGAUAUUAACAAGCCUCCUCCUCCUCUAGUGAAGGUGAUUUCGGGUUUUGAAAGAGGCAGCGGCGUCUCCAAAGAUGCAGGCCUGAGAAUGCAGGUGAAGUCUGAGCACGUGCAGAGGCCUGUCAGAUCAGCAGGGGGAAAGACCCAGACUAGAGUGCUAAGGCCCCCAGCCGACCCUACACCCGAGGAUAAAGAGAAUGAAUUACCCGAUGGACUGAGCAGGAAGAGACUACAGGCUUUGCUGAAAGAAUUUGGGGAAUAUCCAGCAAAAUACAGGAUGUUUAUCUGGCGCUCCCUGCUCCGCUUGCCUGAGAACCACGCGGCCUUCAGCAGCCUGGCAGCGAAAGGGCCACAUUCCGCCUUCCUGCGGCUUCAUGAGCACUAUCCCAUCAAGAGCCAGAAGCUACAGCGUGUUCUCCAGAGGGUGUUGUCAGCUCUCGCGCACUGGUCCGCCAUCUUUGGCGAGACGCAGUAUCUGCCACUGGUGGCGUUCCCGUUUGUUAAACUGUUCCAGAACAACCAGCUUAUCUGUUUUGAAGUGAUUGCUACUGUUAUAAUGAAUUGGUGCCAGCACUGGUUCGAGUACUUCCCCAACCCCCCGCUCAACGUGCUGUGCAUGGUGGAGAACGUCCUGGCCCAGCACGACAAGGAGCUGCUCCAGCACCUGGUCAACUGUGGAGUAACGUCACAGCUAUAUGCCUGGCCGCUCCUGGAGACCCUGUUUUCUGAGGUGCUGACGCGAGAGGAAUGGCUGCAGUUGUUUGACAAUGUCUUUUCCAAUCACCCCUCCUUCCUGCUCCUGGCCGUGGUGGCCUAUAUCACCUGCUGCAGGUCUCCCCUGCUGCACUGCACGCUGACAGAGGACUUUGAGUAUUUCUUCCACCACCGCAACAACUUGGACAUCAGCGCCAUGAUCAAGGAGACGUACCGACUGAUGGACAGCACGCCGGCUGAGCUCCACCCCCGACAUAUGCUGUGCGACUUUGAGGCCUUAACCAAGGGGCAGUACCCAGUCUUCAACAAGUACCCCACCUUCAUUGUGGAGUAUCAGUCUCAAGAGCGUGAACGGAUCAGGCAGCAGGAGAUGGAGUAUUUAAGGGAGAGACAGAUGGCGCAGGAGCUGCGCUCGGAGGCAGUGAGGCGCCAGGCCGAGGACGAGGCCUGGCACCGACAGCAGGAGCUGCUGCAGGAGGCUGAGGAGCACAGGAGGAGGAUGUUGCUGGAGGAGGAGAGCAAGCUGGCGGAACAGCGAGCCAGGUUGGUUGCUAUGAAACGGGAGCUGAAAACGAAGGAACUCCACCUUAUUGAUGCGGCACGGAGGCGCUUCAUCAAGUACCAGCAAGACCAGAAGAAAAUGGAGCUCAGGAGGCUUGACGAUGAGAUCAACAGAAAGGCUUCAAUGCGAGAGCAAGAAACGGCAACAGUGCUGCAAGAUAUCGAGGUUCGACAAAUGGAACUGGAGGCUCAGAGAAGGCUGUUUGAACAGCAACUGGCUAAAGAACAGGAAAGAGUGAACCAGGAGGUGAAAGGUGAAGUGGAUACCCAUCGGCGAAAGGCAGAAGCAGAAGACCAUGCAUUUCAGAAACUGGUAGACGCAGAGAAAGAUCAAGACUUGGAAACCAAAAGGGUGUUGGAGGAGUCCUGGGCUGAGGCCGACCAGCUGUGCACGGAACUGGGCUGGCAGGCCGAGGUGAGGCGGCGCCUGGAGCAGGCGGAUGCCGAGAGGGGGAGGUGCCACCUGGAGCUGGCUCGUCUGAACAGAGAGACCCGUGCCGAAGAGGUACAGCUUCUCCAGCUCAUGAAGGAGAUGGAGGGCAAGAGGUGGGAGGACGUUGUGGAGAGGAGAGCACAGCUAGAGGAAGAGAAGCAGGCAGCUGCCUCAGCAGAGGCUCAGCGGAAGGCCUUCCUUACUGCGGAGAAGGAGGAGGCUGAACACCUUGCCGACAGCCUACGCCAGAGUCAGGAAGAGUCCCUUGAGAGACUGAGGGAGCUGAGAGUCAGGUCUCCCUGUUCAGUCAGGGGAUUGCUGCCUAAGCCCAACACAGACCAGUCCGAGCCCCGAAACACCUGUCUGAACAUCCUGUCCUCUGAUGACUCUUCCACACACUUUUCUUUGGACAGGGGCAGAAGUGAUUUAGAAAGCAGGGAGCGGGAGCUUAUGUUGGACGUCCAGGAACUCCGACAGAAGAUUGCAGCCCAGGCCAGAAACACAAAACCUCCAGACCGUUCAUCUAGUACUUAAUAAUUCCUUAGAAUCCAGGGAGUGUCUUUUUUAAAGAAAGAAAAGCAAAUCUACAACCUGGCUCUUGCUAGUGCUAUACUUCCAUUUUUAUGCUUGUAUGUUGAAACUGUGGUUUAUGGGUUUUAAGUAGAAUGGAAAUUCUACUUUUACUGCGUUUAAUGCAGAUUCGUUUAAGCUGUUGGAAAGUCUGACUUGCAAAAAUAGAUUUUUUUUUUGCUUUAACAUUCAUUUAUUUAAGAUUAGUUAGUUUUAGAAAUUAGUUUUUCAAAUGCAGCUGUCGGCGGACUUGAGUAUGGCAACAUCACAUUCCCCCACUGCUGUGCAGAAGCUGUGAGCAUUGAGACUUUCUAAAAAUCAUAGAGGAAUGUGCUCACACGGAGGGAGAGGGGGAGUGAGAAAGACUCUGGCUCUGUAGAACAAGACUCCAUGCUGCUACAAAGCAGUGAAGUCUUGACAGGUGGUAUAAAGUUUCAACUUUAACCCAGGCUUCACAACUCCUCAGUACAUUUAGGCCCUUUUUUAAAGAUUCCUGGGGUUUCUGUUGAAAGAAGAGUGUGGAAAACACCUAUCAGAGUGACGUUUCAUGAUCUUCAAAUCCAAGAUCUGCACAUCUGUGAAUGUUGGGAUAGUUCUAGUGUCUGCUUCCCAUUCAUUUCAAACUAAUUUAAACCUCAAAUGUAAAGUUAGCAUCAGUGUUUUUAUUUAUGCACAAUUCUCUAAAACUGAAAGAGAUUCUGUAUGUAAACCUACAUGUAAAUAAUUGUGUAUUUUUUAAUUUAAGGUUUUUAUAGGUUUGUGAUAUUUGAUAGUCACACCUGUGACAGUUAUAUACCUGUAGUAUUAGCCAUUUAAGAUUUGUACUGGAGUCAUGGAAAUUAAAUUUUCCAUCAAUUAUAUCACAUGCUCAUAAUCACGGAAAUUAUCAAAAUAAAAAAUUAUACCUUUUGGA
Messenger RNA from Lepisosteus oculatus (spotted gar), 4443 nucleotides. RefSeq names its product TBC1 domain family, member 31 (gene tbc1d31). Lineage: Eukaryota; Metazoa; Chordata; Actinopteri; Semionotiformes; Lepisosteidae. The record is from RefSeq and is a predicted model, not a curated record. Gene Ontology annotation, molecular function: protein binding. Gene Ontology annotation, cellular component: centrosome.